Messenger RNA from Opisthocomus hoazin, 2524 nucleotides. Lineage: Eukaryota; Metazoa; Chordata; Aves; Opisthocomiformes; Opisthocomidae. The record is from RefSeq and is a predicted model, not a curated record.
UUUCAGAUUAUGGAGCUCUGUGGUGCAACAAGACUUGGCUAUUUUGGAAGAAGUCAAUUUUACAUUGCUUUGAAACUUGUUGCUGUGGCCCAGUCUGGUCUCCCUCUAAGAGUGGAAAGCUUAAAUACAGUAAAGGACCUUCCUCUUCCCAGAUUUGUUGUGUCAAAGAAUGAACAAGAAUCAAGACACACAGCCUUGUAUUCUUCAGAUGCUGAUAAUCCACCUUCAUAUUCAGGUGUGAUUCCUCCUCCACCUGGCAGGAUACAAGUCAAAAAAGGCUCUGUGAGCCAUGAUGCAGUUCAGCAACGUACAUCAAAUGAUCAACAGGAGUCCACAUCUCCAGUUGUUUCACCACAGCAAUCCCCACCAACCUCUCCACAUACAUGGAGGAAGCACAACCGCCAUCCCAGCGGAGGGAAUAAUGAACGACCUCUUGCUGGACCUGGGCCUUUUUGGGCUCCAUUUAGUGAAGCACAACCAGGCUCAUCUGCUUCUAGUGAUCCCAUAUGGUCUGGCCAUUCACCACCACCGCAUCAAGAAAAUUGGGUCAGUUUUGCAGAUACCCCACCAACCAGUGCUCUUUUAGCCAUACAUCCUGCUUCUGUCCAGGACCAGACAACAGUACGAACUGUAGCAUCAGCUACAACAACAAAUGAAAUUCGUAGGCAAUCAAGUAGUUAUGAUGACCCCUGGAAAAUAACUGAUGAACAAAGGCAGUAUUAUGUUAAUCAGUUUAAAACCAUUCAACCUGAUCUAAAUGGAUUUAUACCAGGAUCUGCAGCUAAAGAAUUUUUCACUAAGUCAAAACUACCUAUUCUUGAACUUUCUCACAUUUGGGAACUGUCAGAUUUUGAUAAAGAUGGUGCACUGACAUUGGACGAGUUCUGUGCUGCAUUUCAUCUGGUCGUUGCUAGGAAGAAUGGGUAUGAUUUGCCAGAGAAGUUACCUGAAAGUUUAAUGCCCAAACUGAUUGAUUUGGAAGACUCAACGGAAGUUGGGGAACAGACUGGUGAGGUAGGUUACUCCAGCUCUCCAGCAGAAGCACCUCCAAGCAAGUCUCCAUCAAUGCCAUCCCUAAACCAGACCUGGCCAGAAUUGAAUCAGAGCAGUGAGCAGUGGGAGACAUUUAGCGAACGCUCUUCAAGCUCACAAACUCUGACCCAAUUUGAUUCUAACAUUGCACCAGCUGAUCCUGACACUGCAAUUGUGCACCCAGUUCCCAUAAGAAUGACUCCCAGCAAAAUCCACAUGCAGGAAAUGGAGCUUAAAAGAACUGGAAGUGAUCAUGCUAACCCUACUAGCCCACUACUUGUGAAACCACCUGAUCUCCCAGAAGAAAACAAAAUUAGUUCAUCUGUAAAAUUCACAGCUGCAAAUACAGUUAAUGGUUACAGCAGUUCAGACUCCUAUGCUUCAGAUCCAGAGCAAAUUGGAAGCACUGUAACGCGGCAACGAUCACAUUCAGGAACAUCUCCAGAUAACACUGCACCGCCGCCACCCCCUCCAAGGCCUCAUCCUUCUCAUUCUCGGUCUUCAUCUUUAGAUAUGAACAGAUCCUUUUCAGUUACCCCAGGUCAGCAACAGGCUGGAGUUGUUGCCUAUCCCCCUGCAGUGCCUCCAAGACCACAGCCUUCACAGGGUGCAGGUCCUCAUGUGCAUCGCCCAGUAGAUGCUGAAGGCCUAAUAGUUCAUACCAGUACCUCACCUCAACAAAUACCAGAACAGCCAAAUUUUGCAGACUUCAGCCAGUUUGAAGCAUUUGCUGUUUCAGGUGUAAACAAAGAGGAAGAUGAUGAAAUUGAAACACACUCAGAAGUCUUGCCGGUUGACAAGCCCUCUGAUUCUGCAAGUUCUCUUAGAGUUGCCAAAGCAGAUGGAAGAGCUGAAGACAAAGCACCUGCGAAUGUCCCCACAAGUGCGGGUAAAGGCACUACCCCACUUGCUCCACCACCAAAGCCUAUUCGCAGAAGAUUAAAAUCAGAAGAUGAGCUAAGACCUGAAGCUGAGGAACAUACACAGAAAACAGGUGUCAUAGCUGCUGUUCUUGCUUCACAGCCAUCUAUUCCUAGAUCAGUGGGGAAAGACAAGAAGGCAAUUCAGGCAUCAAUCAGACGUAACAAGGAAACCAACACUGUUUUGGCCAGACUGAAUAGUGAACUGCAGCAGCAACUAAAGGAUGUUCUUGAAGAGAGAAUCUCCCUGGAAGUCCAACUGGAACAACUUCGACCCUUCUCUCACCUCUAAGCCUACUGCCGUUAACUGUGAAUUUACUAAUUUUGAAAGGGGUAUUGGUUUCAAAGCCUAUUUAAAGAUCCAUGCAUCUAUCUCGGUGCACUCUAUUCUACAUUAAAUGUUGUGGUUCUGUUUUGUCAAUUUGUCCACUUUUGUAUUUAAGUGUUUUAAUUUCAGUACAGAGAAAAAAAAAAAAGAUCUUCUUCCUUGAAUGUGACACUGCCUCUCACAUCAUUUUCUGUGGUCAUCCGUCAUCAUCUUUGGACUUCAGUUUGCAGAGUUUGUCACCAAA